AUGGCCGCGUCCACCCUGUCCGUCUGCUCCAGCGACUGGAGCUACGGCAGCCGCGUCUGCCUGCCCGGCUCCUGUGACUCCUGCCCCGACUCCUGGCAGGUGGACGACUGCCCAGAGAGCUGCUGCGAGCCCCCCUGCUGUGCCCCCCCCUGCUGUGCCCCCCCCUGCUGUGCCCCCCCCUGCUGUGCCCCCACCUGCCUGACCCUCAUCUGCACCCCUGCGAGCUGCGGGUCCAGCCCCUGCCCGUCAGCCUGCACCAGCUCCUGCCAGCGCUCCCCCUGCCAGGAAGACUGCUGUGUGUCUGUCUGCUGCAAGCCCGUCUGCUGCACCCCUGUCUGCUGCACCCCUGUCUGCUGCACCCCUGUCUGCUGCAAGCCCGUCUGCUGCACCCCUGUCUGCUGCCAGGCCUCCCCCUGCUCAGCCUCCUCAUGCUGCCAGCAGUCUAGCUGCCAGCCCUCCGGCUGCAGCUCCUCCCCCUGCCAGGAAGACUGCUGUGUGUCUGUCUGCUGCAAGCCCGUCUGCUGCACCCCUGUCUGCUGCAAGCCCGUCUGCUGCACCCCUGUCUGCUCUGGGCCCUCCCCCUGCUCAGCCCCCUCCUGCUGCCAGCCCAGCCCCUGCUCCUCGUCCUGCUGCCGCCGGUCCUCCUGCGUGUCCCUGCUCUGCCGCCCUGUGGGCUCCCACCAGGCCUGCUGCGUGCCCGCCUCGGCCCAGAAGUCCUGCUGCUGA
This is a messenger RNA of Lutra lutra (Eurasian river otter), 726 nucleotides long. RefSeq names its product keratin-associated protein 10-12-like. The coding region runs from base 1 to 726 and encodes 241 amino acids. The record is from RefSeq and is a predicted model, not a curated record. Lineage: Eukaryota; Metazoa; Chordata; Mammalia; Carnivora; Mustelidae. The transcript is spliced from 2 exons. Gene Ontology annotation, cellular component: keratin filament.